Messenger RNA from Labeo rohita (rohu), 5317 nucleotides. It is a transcript of the gene wnt9b, whose product is annotated as wingless-type MMTV integration site family, member 9B. The record is from RefSeq and is a predicted model, not a curated record. Gene Ontology annotation, cellular component: extracellular region. Gene Ontology annotation, biological process: multicellular organism development; neuron differentiation; canonical Wnt signaling pathway. NCBI's taxonomy places the organism in Eukaryota, Metazoa, Chordata, Actinopteri, Cypriniformes, Cyprinidae. Bases 34 to 1110 code for a protein of 358 amino acids. Gene Ontology annotation, molecular function: frizzled binding; cytokine activity. The transcript is spliced from 4 exons.
UAGCGCAAUGAAGAGCAGCGUCGACCCGUCAUCAUGUGCACCGGGCUUCCGAGGACUCCCUGUCCGCUGCGACUUUUUGCCCUCUGCAUCCUUCUCUCCCACGCAGCAGCCUAUUUCGGCCUUACAGGUCGGGAGCCUCUGGUUUUUCUGCCCGGUCCAUUUGCCAACGAGCCUCCGAACGGUAAAGCGCACCUGAAGCAAUGCGAGCAGAUGACUUUGACGCGCCGGCAAAAGCGCUUAUGCCGGCGAGAACCGGGGCUGGCGGAGACUUUGAGGGAAUCUGUCCGUCUCAGCCUCCUGGAGUGCCGCUAUCAGUUCCGCAACGAGCGCUGGAACUGUAGUAUGGAUGGACGUGGAAGCCUUUUAAAACGAGGCUUUAAAGAGACAGCAUUCCUGCUUGCGGUGUCCUCAGCAGCGUUGUCUCACGCUUUGGCCAAAGCGUGCAGCUCAGGGCGCAUGGAGCGCUGCACCUGCGACGAUUCUCCUGGUCUGCAGCACCGUGAGGCCUGGCAGUGGGGCGUAUGCGGGGACAACCUUAAAUACAGCACGAAGUUUCUCAAGAAAUUCUUGGGGCAAAAACGGGUCAGCAAGGACCUGCGUGCCCAAAUCGACGCUCACAACAUUAACGUCGGCAUCCGGGCGGUGAAGAGCGGACUUAAGACUACUUGUAAGUGUCAUGGUGUCUCCGGUUCAUGUGCUGUGAGAACAUGCUGGAAGCAGCUGUCCCCGUUUCAAGACACAGGCCAUUUGCUGAAGUACCGCUAUGACACGGCCGUAAGAGUGCAUAGUGUUACCAACUCCGCCACUGGGGAGACUGAACUGGCAAGCCCACGGCGCCAUAGCAGCACAGGUCCCCGUCCACGACCCACCGAGCUGGUGUUUCUAGAGGAGUCGCCCAGCUUCUGCAGGCCAUCGCGCUACUCGCCCGGGACGGCCGGCAGACCGUGUUCAAAGGACACCAGCUGCAGCAGCCUGUGCUGCGGACGGGGCUACAACACGGCCCUCCACCUCACCACCCUCUCUUGCAACUGCCAGGUCCGCUGGUGCUGUCAUGUUGAGUGUCAAACCUGCCUUAGAGAAGAAGAGGUCUACACCUGCAAGAAACAUUGACAGCAAGGAGACAGGGAAGGCAAUGUUGAAAGUGAGGAAAGUUGAGGACUAUUACUGCAUCUGCUAGACAACUAGUAGAAUUCUGAGAAGUUUGGAGGUUGUGGUAAGGGAAAAGAUGUUGAGGAUGAUCUGCCAGUCUGAUUUUAGAAUGGCUUAGUCAAGAUGGCUCCCACAUGGAGUUCCGAACAAAGGUUCAGGAGGAACAUGUUCAUUUAAUAUGACCAAUCAGUGCCUGAACAAGCAUAUAUAAGCGACUGCUUACCUCUGCCUAUGACAGUUCUUCCAGCAUCCCUCCACCACCCCAGCUCCACCUUAUUGAUUACCACAAAAAACAGUCAAGGAAAUCCUACAUUCGAGCUCAAGUCAAGUCUCCAGCUCAAACCCUUCAAGUGGACAGCAAGCAAAAUAUUAAAGAUUACAUGAACCAGUAAAACAAGGGUGGGGUUGAACCUAGCCAUGGGUCCCAGAGCAUUUGUGAGAUGCUUGACUAGAUUGAAAAUUGCUUUUCUGCCAUCAUGGAAACCAAAUGGGACAUUCCAUAUGUUUUCCAGCUUCUCACAAGUAAUGGAGGUUUGAAUUGAUCCCUGUUGAACGGUCUGCGUUGAUCGCACAUUUAUGGCAUUGGACUAGUGAUCUGCGACGUUUAGUUAUACUCCAACUAAUAGUUUGGAAGGUAGAUGGCGGUCUGCUCACUUACAUUUCUGACUGCUUGUCUCUCUACCUGCCUAUACUGUACAUCUCUCUAUUGCUCUGAGAGUCCACAUAUGGCUUCAAAAUAUACUGAGAGUAUGAAGCACUUAUGAAUGCGUUUAUUUGUGAAUAUUAUGGUAGUCUUUUAUAUGUAAGGAAGAAAGUACUUGCGUCUGUUAUGGUAUUCGCAGUUAUAAUGCUUAAAGGGAUAGUUCAUCCAAAAAUUACAAUUCUGUCAUUGAUUACUGACCCUCAUGUCGUUCCAAACCUGUAAGACCUUCAUUUAUCUUCGGAACACAAAUUACGAUAUGUUUGAUGAAAUCCAAGGGCUUUCUGACCCUGCAUAGAGAGCUACACAACUACCACGUUCAAGGCUCAGAAAAGGUAUGAAGAACUAGUGAUUGGUGCUUUCGAAGCACUGCUUUGUGAAGCUUCGAAACUUUGGUGAAUCAGUUGUUAGAAACAGUGGUUCAGAGUGAAUAUCAAACUGCCAAAGUCACGUGAUUUCAGUAAACGAGGCUUCAUUACAUUAGAACUGUUUCGUAACGUUUCAAAAUUUCAAUGGUUUGCCAUUGGGGGCGAUCUCUGUGACCCCGUGAAUCGUGCGAUUUCAUUGAGAUCGCCCCCAGCGACAAACCAUUGAUCCAGUGUCUAUGGUUUUUACCGGAUCUCAGAUCAGUUUCAUCAAUUUGUAGACAUUUUUAACGAGACAUUUGUGUAAUUUAAAGAAUGAGAAGUAGUUAAUCGUUUCUUACUGACCUCUAAAUAGAAGCUGUCCAAAAAACAAACAAAGCAAGCCAUGCAAAUUAAUAUUAAAUGUUUUGAAAACCACAUAUGUGACUCUGGACAACAAAACCAGUCUUAUGUAGCAUGGGUAUAUUUGUAGCAAUAGCCAAAAAUACAUUAUCAUUAUCAAAAUUAUGGAUUUUUCUUUUAUGCUAAAAAUCACUCGGAUAUUAAUUAAAGAUCUAUCCAAUUAAAGAUAUCCCAUGAAGACAUUUUUUACAUUUCCAACUGUAAAUAUAUCAAAACUUAAUUUUUGAUUAGUAAUAUGCAUUGCUAAGAACUUCAUCUGGACAACUUUAAAGGAGAUUUAGAUUUUUUUUUCUUUUUGCAGUUGUAUCUCGACCAAAUAUUGUCCUAUCCUAACAAACCAUACAUCAAUGGAAAGCUAAAUUUAUUCAGCUUUCAGAUUACAUAUAAAUCUCCAUUUCAAAAAAUGGACUCUUAUGACUGGUUUUGUGGUCCAGGGUCACAUACAGAAAUUUCAUUUUUAAUGGUAUUUUAUUAUUUUUAUUGCAUUUAAUGUAUUAUACUUUCAAAAAAACAUCUGCAAUGGGUUUUUAAAAUCCGUUUUAUGCAUGUUUUAGCUGGAGUCUUUCGGCCAGCUGGCAUCACUAACGUUUGGUGUUUCGAGCGCUUCGAAACAGUGAAUCAUUUUGCGAAGCAACUGGUUAAAUUGAGUCAAAGCCUCAAAAAGGGUAGUUUCUCACAUCACUGCCAAGAACACCAACAAAAUAGUCGCACUCAUGUGUGGUGGUACUCUGGAUAAUGGUGGAAGACGGUAACUCGGGAGAGAAAUAUUGUUGAAUAUAGUCAUUGUUUUUGUUUUCUUUGUGCACAAAGAGUAUUCUCGUAGCUUCAUAAAAUUACGGUUGAACCACUGAUGUCACAUGGACUAUUUGAACGAUGUCCUUACUACCUUUCAGGGUCUUGAACAUGUCAGUUGUGUUGCUGUCUAUGCAGGGUCAGAAAGCUUUCAUCAAAAAUAUCUUAAUUUGUUUUCCGAAGAUGAACGAAAGUCUUACAGUUUUUGAAACGACAUGAGGGUGAGUAACUAAUGACAGAAUUUUCAUUUUUUGGGUGAACUUUCCCUUUAAGAAAGAUAUACUACAAAUUGGAGGGAAGGGUUAUGCUGAUAAACUGGAAAUCUACUGGGACAGUCUGCUUUCAUAGACUUCUAAUGAAUGUUAGAGAAAAUUAUAUAAUCAGAAAUGUUUGUUUUAUAUUUUGAAUGGCCAUUAAAUGGCUGUCUCUGGUAAUAGAAUAGGAAUGUAUUUAUUGCAAGUAGAUAAAACUGAUCAACUGCUGCACCAACUUCAAGUACACUUUUCAAGUACACCUUUUUAUUUACAUUUGCCACAUUGCUGCAUAAUAUCCCUCUUUUUGUUUAAAGUAUGUCAGAAACACAAGCAUUAGGGAUCGACCAGAACAAAGCGUGUCAUUACAGUAUGACCCAAACAUAACCUCUCCCUACAGCUGCGUAUAGUGUGUGCAAACAUCUGGGCUUCUGAGUAUGUAGUCUCUAACUUUUCAGUUUCCCAUCAAGGGCAAUGAGAAUGAGUUUGUCCCAUCUAGAACAAAGGAAAACAUCUCCUUUCCUAGUAAGCAAGGCUCUCGGGCCUAUAAAGUCUAUAAGCCCUUUCAUGUGUGUGAAGCCUUUGAUAAAGUCCAUUCCAGACCCUUAUUAGCCCAUUACCAAUCAGAGCAAAUAACAGUGCUUUUUCUUCCGAAUGUGCUGAAAGCAGAACGAGUUUUAAGUUGGUAUGCUGGAUGCCCAGUUGAGGCCUUUGUUACAGGGAUAUUUAAAAAAAAAAUUGCUUCAUUUUUUAAUAUUGCGUUAAUUUCGCUGUUCCCAACUCAAUUUUUCUUUGUUUAUAUUACAAAUUUUGGUUUUUGUUUUGUUUAGAAGAUAAUCAGUUGUAUAGGUGCACUGCACAUAAAGGCACAUUUUAACUAUCAGACACGAAGUAUUACUCAUAAAUAUUUUCUGUUAAAAUUAAACAUUACAUGCAUUUACUUAACCGAAACUCAAAUUGAAAGUAUGAGAAUGUGAGCGUGUACGUGUCUGCUUGUCCAUGUGUGUGUGUGCAUGCUGAUUCUGGGAAGGCAGAAAACUGCAGUAAAAUUGGCCACAUCAAUCAAGUGGAAGAAAGUCCAAGCAUUCAGUGACAUGCCAUUCAGCUGAAGCAUUUGUAAUGUUUAAAACGUUUGCUUCAAGCGGGGUUUCACUCUGACUAGCUGAAUUUCAUACGCAUGGUAUGAUUGCUUUCUCCUGUAAUCAAUUCAGUUUCUAUGAAAGAGACUUUACUAAAGGAAGAGAGUUCUCACACUGAGUCAGCACAUGCAAAUAUCUGAAACCCCAACGGUGGCUGUGAAAAUCCAAACAAGAUCAUUUCCUACAUCUGAGCGUUUGUGUGUGUGGAUGUGAGCGUGUUUCUCUGCUGCAACUGCUGAAAUAGUAACAUUUAUAGCACAGACAUCCGUAAUGAACCCUCUGUCAACCUGCGGGUUACGGAGUCUAUGUGUUUGUUUGUGUUGUCAUAGCUUUAACAGUGUAAUGUUUCACUUUGUGAUUUCACGCCGGGGAUUUUUGCUACUACCUCACCCGGUCUAUGGGGGAAAUUAAAUACUAAGAUGUUUUUUUGUUCUUACUAGAUAUUUAAGACAAUGCUUAUUUUAAAAGCUUUAGCCUGAAAUACAGAUGCAUUUACUCUUUAUGUGACCUAUUUCCUUA